AAUCGCAGUAAUUAAUUUCAAUAAAUUCUAAAAGCUAAACUUGUAAAACUACCAUUUACUUAAUCGGAAUGGCUUUAAUAAUCAUAUGUGGCUAUCCUAUGAGUUGCAAAUCUGAUUUUGCAUCUAAACUUAAAGAAUACCUUGACAAACAAGAUGGCAAAAAUAUUGUUUUAAUAACUGAUUCAGAUUAUAUGAAAAAUAAAAAUGAAACUUAUAAAAAUCUAAAAUAUGAAAUGGAGUUAAGACAAAUUCUCAAAGCUCAAACAAAAAAAUUGUUAAAUGAAAAGAAUAUAGUCAUUCUAGAUUCAACUAAUUAUAUUAAAAGUUUUCGAUAUGAACUUUUUUGUAUAGCAAAAUCACUGGGAUUAAAAUAUUGUGUGAUAUAUUGUUGUAUAUCUGAAGAGGAUGUCAUUAAAAUUAAUAAUGAAAAUACAAAUAAAUAUGAGACAGAAAUAUUAAAGGAAAUUAUAUCUAGAUUUGAGGAGCCAUCUUUUAAAAAUCGGUGGGAUAUGCCCUUAUUUGUAAUAGAUCCUAGGAAAAAAGAUAUAAAUUUAGAUGAGAUUUAUAAAACAAUAAUUGUGAAUAAUAAAGUUUUAACACCAAAUAUUGCAACUAAAAAUCAAGCUCUUCCUCUCAAUUAUAUUCAAGAUAUUGAUAAAUUAACUCAGGAAAUAAUUAAAGUUUUAUAG
Molecule: messenger RNA, 689 nt
Organism: Gordionus sp. m RMFG-2023
Lineage: Eukaryota; Metazoa; Nematomorpha; Gordioida; Chordodea; Parachordodidae
Product: protein KTI12 homolog
Exons: 7
Coding region: 69-689 (206 amino acids)
Biological process (GO): tRNA wobble uridine modification
Source: RefSeq, a predicted model, not a curated record